Messenger RNA from Branchiostoma belcheri (Belcher's lancelet), 2029 nucleotides. Its product is annotated as cytochrome P450 2U1-like. Bases 67 to 1566 code for a protein of 499 amino acids. The record is from RefSeq and is a predicted model, not a curated record. Lineage: Eukaryota; Metazoa; Chordata; Leptocardii; Amphioxiformes; Branchiostomatidae. Gene Ontology annotation, molecular function: heme binding; oxidoreductase activity, acting on paired donors, with incorporation or reduction of molecular oxygen, reduced flavin or flavoprotein as one donor, and incorporation of one atom of oxygen; iron ion binding. Gene Ontology annotation, cellular component: intracellular membrane-bounded organelle; cytoplasm. The transcript is spliced from 3 exons. Gene Ontology annotation, biological process: xenobiotic metabolic process.
ACUGUAUACCGCCGCCGUGUUCUGACGUCAUAGUCCGCUUAUGCAAGCAAAGAAGGCCAGGCUGUCAUGGCGGUUCUCCAAACACUGUUGACGGGCCACAACAUUACAGCACUACUGAUCGCCGCUGUAGCGUUUCUCGUAUCCUUAGCGUUAUUUUCGAGGUUCAGGGGAAGGAGAGGGAGGGGGGCCAACCUCCCGCCGGGGCCACCGGCAUGGCCCGUGCUCGGGAACCUGCCCAGUCUGGCCCGGAACCCGCACCUUCAGCUGACGGCCUGGCGCGGUACUUAUGGGGACGUCUUCAGCGUGAAGAUGGGGCUACAGGACGCCGUGGUGGUCAGCGGGAAGGACGCUAUCAGGGAGGCCCUGGUCAAGAAGGCCGAGCAUUUCUCCAGUAGACCAGACCUGUUCCUGAUGCGCCGCAACAAGCAGCAAAACGGGCUUGUCAUGUCUCCGUACGGUGACCGGUGGAAGAUCCUCCGCCGAUUCAGCAUGUCCACGCUCCGGUCCUUCGGGAUGGGCACGGGCAUCCUGGAGGAAAAGAUCGACACGGAGUGCCGCCACUUCUGCACCGAACUGGAAACAAAGUCCGGUGAGCCUUUCGACUUCACCCACCUUCUCCACAACGCAGUGUCUAACAUCAUGUGCUCCAUGGCUCUGGGCAAGCGGUUCGAGUACGGAGACCCCCUGUUCCUCCGCCUGAUGGAGAUCUCGGAGCGGGGCGUCGAGCUCUUCGUCACCGCUCACGUCUUCAACAUCUACCCGGUGCUUCGCUUCUUUCCCGUGGUACGAAAACAGUACAAGGAGUGGAUGGAUCUCUCGGAAGAGAGUAUAGAGUGUUUCAUGAACUUCAUUGCACAGCAUGAGGACGGGGAGAGACAAGAGAAGGCGCGUGAUGUGAUCGAAGCGUUCCGAGCAAAGUUGGAGGACGACCCGGGGUCUUUGCCGGACGACAGCCUCCCGCAUCUGCUCGGAGACCUGUUUGUUGCCGGGAUGGAGACGACCGCUAACACGUUACGCUGGGGUCUGCUGUACCUCGCGACGCAUCCCGACGUGCAGGCGAAGGUUCAGGCCGAGUUGGACCGAGUGGUGGGGCGGGAGCGUCCUCCGGCCGUCAGCGACAAGCCCGACCUCCCCUACACGGAGGCAACCAUCCUGGAGUUCCAGCGCGUCCGCACGGUGGUGCCCCUGAACCUCCCGCACUGCACGACCGCGGACACCACCCUCCUCGGCUACGACAUCCCCGCGGGCACGGACGUGCUCGUCAACCUGUGGUCCCUGCACAUGGACCCCGCCCACUGGGACAACCCCGACACGUUCGACCCCAGCAGGUUCCUAGACGACAACGGGCAACUGCAGUUAAACGACUCUUUCAUGCCUUUCUCUACAGGUCGCCGAGUAUGUCUCGGCGAACAACUGGCCAAGAUGGAGUUGUUCCUGUUUCUAACCAACAUGUUACAGCGGUUCACCUUCACUCUGCCAGAGGGCGCUCGACCAAACUUUGACGGUAUCCUUGGAGUGACGCUUCGACCACAACCGUACGAACUCAUAGCAACACGUCGUGAAUGACUGUGACGAAUUAGACAGACACAUGAAUUUAGAAUAUCUUAGCUUGCCGUUAUCUACAGACAAUUGGUGAAAGAACGUUUGAACAUACAUAUCAGUUAGUCUUCUCUUCAACAAUGUACAUAUACUCUUGUUGUCUAAUGUACAGUGGUUAGUGUUCCAUAAAAAUUACUUACUUGAUUGUAAAAGCAAUUAGCCUUCGGGCAUGAUUUUGCGAACAAAGUUUCUUUGUAAGAUCUACUACAACUAUACAUUAAAACAAACGGGUAGAUACAAAUGAAUUAACCUACUUGCAAGUAUAUGUAUAUGAAUAAAUCACUUUUAUUAUGAUUACGUAUGACUUAUACUACUGGUUGUAAGGUCUAAAUAUUAUUUUAAAUAUUUACCUUUUUGUAUAUGGUAAGGGUUAUGUCCUAGAAUGUAAUUGGGUUUAUCUGUUGGAUGUAGUGUUUAAAAUUCUGAUGAG